This is a messenger RNA of Zophobas morio, 1751 nucleotides long. Its product is annotated as BTB/POZ domain-containing protein 9-like. Gene Ontology annotation, cellular component: cytoplasm. Gene Ontology annotation, molecular function: protein binding. The transcript has 11 exons. NCBI's taxonomy places the organism in Eukaryota, Metazoa, Arthropoda, Insecta, Coleoptera, Tenebrionidae. Gene Ontology annotation, biological process: adult locomotory behavior; modulation of chemical synaptic transmission; circadian behavior. The record is from RefSeq and is a predicted model, not a curated record. Bases 36 to 1670 code for a protein of 544 amino acids.
ACGAAAACACUUAAACUGUGUAAAAUCUAAACAAAAUGGUACAAAGUGACGAAACUGUGACUAUUACAGACACCACCAAGUUACUCGAAGAUGUCGCAUCUCUGUACCUCAGCCAGAAAUUUUCUGAUAUUACGUUACUCGUCGAUGACCAAAAACUAUACGCUCACAAGGUGAUUCUGGCCAUGAGGAGCGAGUACUUUGAAUCUUUACUUUACGAAGAUCCGCAAAACACAAACCAGACCGAAAUAACAAUAACCGGUGUGACUUUUGACGCUUUACGUAGUCUAUUGAAAUACAUUUAUACAGGUACCAUCGCUGUUUCCUCCGAUGUUGAGUCAUCCCUUGAGAUAGUAGGACUUGCCCAUCAAUAUUCAUUCACCGACAUCCAAACUACCAUCAUUAAAAAACUAAAACCUCUUCUAAAUUUGAAAAAUGUUUGCGCCGUCCUGAACACUGCCAAUCUCUACGAAUUAGAAGAACUGCUCGAAGCCUGCCAUUCUUUCAUGGACCUUAACGCAUCUGAAGUCGUCACUAGUGACUGUUUCACCGACCUGUCUCAAAAAUCGAUGAUUAUACUUUUACAACGCAAUAAUUUUGUUGCUCCCGAAAUCGAAAUUUUCAAAAACGUGGCUAAGUGGUGCAACGUUCACAACGACGUUGAUGAUUUAGUUAAACAGUGUGUUCGUUUAUCGUCGAUGACUGUCGUGGACAUCGUAAGUACAGUCUGGCCUUCGAAACUAUUCGACUGUGAAAAGUUGUUACAAGCCAUUGCCGAGAUCGUUGGCGUCAAAGCAAAAACUUCCACUUCUAGAGGGUUCUAUCUUUUGGAUGAAAAUCUAGCAACUGCUCAACAUAACGCUGAAGUGAUUCUUGGAACAAAUACAGCUUGGUUGUUGACAGGUGGUGGAAAAGUAGAAAGUAAGUUUGCUUACCAUAUUAUAGACGGCAAAAGUGGGAUUAUUGUGAAGCUCGGAGCUCCAUCCUUUGUCAACCACAUCAAACUGAGACUCUGGGAUGGCGAUACACGCUCUUAUUCUUAUAACAUUUCGGUUUCACUUGAUCAGAAGAACUGGAGAACAAUUAUCGACUAUAGUCGCAUUAGUUGUCGUUCAGACCAAGUUUUGUUUUUUAAUCAGCAGGUGAUGCAAUACAUAAAAAUCGUGGGAACGCAAAACACAAUCAACAGUGAGUUUCACAUCAUAUCCUUUGAAGCUUAUUUCAAAAAUAAUGUUCCUUCAACCACAAAUGGCAUUAUCUGCCCAAAUUAUAAUGUUGCAACUUUAGACAAGAAAGCGCUUGUCAUUAAAGGAGAAAAUCCUUCCGUUUUGUUGAAUGGUAAUGUACAUGAUUACGAUGGGAGUAGAGGCUAUUCCUGGCAUAGUAUAAGCAGUGGAAAUCUCACCAUCCAACUGGCACAACCGUACAUAAUUUCAACAAUGAGACUUUUAUUAUGGGACCGCGAUUCGAGACGCUAUAGAUAUUUUGUUGAAACUUCCAUCGAUAAUUCAGACUGGGAGAUUGCCGUGGAUCUAAGAAACCAAGAUUGCACAUCUUGGCAGAAUCUUCGUUUUAAAGAGAGAGUCGUGGUUUUUAUUAGGAUAACGGGGACUCUCAACACUGCUAACACGGAGUUUCAUGUGGUUCAUUUCGAAUGUCCUUCCGCGGUGUGAUGAAAAUAAACCAGAGAUUUAGUGACUACUGCAAACUUGAAACUGAUGCUUUACGUGACAAGUAAUAAUAGAAUUAUUUAG